Molecule: messenger RNA, 2649 nt
Organism: Entamoeba histolytica HM-1:IMSS
Lineage: Eukaryota; Evosea; Mastigamoebida; Endamoebidae
Product: DNA repair endonuclease, putative
Exons: 1
Coding region: 1-2649 (882 amino acids)
Biological process (GO): double-strand break repair via homologous recombination; resolution of meiotic recombination intermediates; nucleotide-excision repair involved in interstrand cross-link repair
Cellular component (GO): nucleotide-excision repair factor 1 complex
Molecular function (GO): single-stranded DNA binding; damaged DNA binding; single-stranded DNA endonuclease activity
Source: RefSeq, a predicted model, not a curated record
AUGGAACAAUUUGUUGAUAACGUUGCAUUACAAAUAGUUUCAUGUAAAAGUUUUACUAUAUUAUCACAUGGAUAUUUAUUACCAGAAAUAUCAUUAAGUGCAGUACAUAAAGAUAUGAAACUAUACUUAUCACAUAACAAAAGUAUUCCAGCUAUUUUUCUUAUUAAUGCACCUCCUCAUAUUUUUCAUCAUUUUAAAUUAUAUUCUGAAGGUCUAACAUUUGAUAGUUCAACAAUAAAAGAAAUAAAAAAAAGAAAAUCAGAACAAACAUUACUUAAUUUUAUUCGGUCAAUAGACUAUAGUGGAGUUGAUUCAUCUUCAAUUUCUCAGAGUUGUGUAUCAGAAUUAAAUCAAUCAAGUAUUGCUUCUUCAAAUGAAGAUAUUUAUAUUCCAUUAUUAUCUAUUGAUUAUAAACUAAGCAUUGAAAAAAGAAAAGAGUUAUAUAAAAAUGGAGGAAUAUUUUUUGUUACAACUCGUAUCCUUAUUUCUGAUCUUAUAUCAAAUGAAUUCAAUUGGAAUAAUUGUAUUUUUUAUAUAUUUGAUAUUGAAGAUAUUCAAAAAAGAUUUAAUAUUUCUUUUAUAGGACAAGUCUUUUUAACAUUAACAAAAAAUAAAGGGCUUUUACGUUGUUUAACACAAAAAACACAUCAAUUAGUUGUUAUUCCUAAAAUUUAUGAAAGAAUAAAAGAAAUAUUUAGAAUAGAUAAAGUAUUCUUCUUCUCUUAUACAUUUCCUGAAUUAAUUAAAAUAAGAAAUGAAUUUAAAUAUUUUAAUGUAGUUCAACUUAAAUUACAAAUGUCAGAAUCAAUGAAAAUCAUUGAACAAGGAAUUUUUGAAUCAAUGAAAUAUAUUGCAAUAGAAAUACGUCAUCGUUUAAAAAUACAACCAAAUGUAUUACCUGAUUCAAUGUUAUUAUUUGGGGAAUUUGAAAAAAGAAUUAAUAAUUAUAAUAAAGGUAUAGAUUAUGACUCUGAUAUCGAGUUAAUGUGUAUUGAUAUUAAAACACUUCGUCAUUUAAUGUUUUCAUUAUAUAUUCUAAAUCCUGUUUUAUUUUUUAUUCAAUUAGAAACGAUGAAAUUACUUGUUUGGGGAGAAGAUUCAAUGUUUUGGUUAGGAAAGAAAACAAUGGAACUUGUAAUUGAAACAACAAAAGCAAGACUUUGGAAUAAAGAUAAGUUUUUAAUAGAAAAACAACCAAAACAUAUUGAAAUGAUGAACAUUAUUAAACAUGAAAAUCAAAAAGGAAAUGAUGUUGUUAUUAUUGUAAGAAAUCAACAAACCAAACAAGAACUAAUUCAUUCAUGGAAUGUUGAUGAUGGAACACUUUUAGAUAUUUAUCAACAAUGGUUUGAUAAAAAAAAUGAAUUAGAAAAACAUAUUAAAGAAGUUCAUUUAAAGUAUAGGACUGAUGCUAAUUCAAAAAUAAAAAAAUGGAAAUUUGUACAAUCAGAAGGAAUUAAUUUAAAUCAAAAAAAUGAAGGAGAUAAUGGAGAAGUGAUAGGUAUAGAUGAUAAAGAUGAUGUUAAACCAGAAGAUGAAAUUAUUUUUGGAUAUAAUAGUGUUAUGUAUGAAAUGUCACAAAGAUUUUAUUUAACACAACAAAUGGUUAUAGAAGAAACACAACAAAAAUUAAGUCAAAUGAAAAAGAAAAAUGAACAAUUUAAUUGUAGAGAAUAUAAAGGAAGAAUUAAUAAAAUUAUAACACAAAAUGAAAUGAAUAAUGAACUGUUUUGGGAUAAACCUAAAGCCAUUAUUUUAUAUAAUUGUUCAUUAUGGGUUACAAGAGUAUUAGAAACUUAUGUUCAUUCUAGAGAUGAAGAAAUUAAAUUAUAUUUACUAUUUUAUGAAAAAUCAUAUGAAAUGAUAAAAUAUCAACAAACGAUUUUAAGAGAGAAAAAUGCUUUUGAACAAUUAGUUAAAACUGAAAUGAAAAGUAAAGAAUUAAAUAUUGAUCAAAAAGAAAUAGAAAUUAUUCCUAUUCAAGAUAGAGUUAAAACAAUUAUAGUUGAUAUCAGAGAAUUUAGAUGUGAAUUACCUUUUCAUUUAUUUAAUCAAAAUUAUAAAUUAAUACCAAAACAAUUAGAAAUUGGUGAUUAUAUUUUAUCUCCAAAUAUUUGUAUUGAAAGAAAAUCUGCUAUAGACCUUGCUGGUUCUUUAAAAUCAAGAAGAAUUAAUAAACAAAUUCAAAAUAUGUUUAGAAAAUAUAAUACUGUUGUAUUACUUAUUGAAUGUUAUUCUUCUGAAGGAUUUGAACAAUAUGAUAGUUCAAAAACUGAACAAGUAUUAAAGUCUUAUACAAAUAUAUUCACACAACUAAUUACUGAAUUUCCACAAUUAAAAAUUGUUUGGUCAUAUUCUCCUCAAAUGACAACUCAUAUUUUUAAUGAUUUAAAACAAAAUGACUCGGAACCAACUGAAGAAGAUUGUAAAAUGAUUGAAAAUGAUGAUGAUUUAACUAAUUGGAAUGCUCUUGAAGUACUGAAACGAAUGCCUGGAAUUACUACUGACCAACUUUAUGACAUUGAACAUAAUCCUAAUCUUACAUUUUCAAAACUUAUACAAAUGAGUGAAGAACAAUUAAAAGAUAUACUCAAAGAAGAUAAGAAUGUUAAACUCUUCCAUCAUGCUUGUAACCUUCAAUUUAAAUAA